Paramuricea clavata is the source of this 1581-nucleotide messenger RNA. The record is from the annotation of a GenBank genome assembly. NCBI's taxonomy places the organism in Eukaryota, Metazoa, Cnidaria, Anthozoa, Malacalcyonacea, Plexauridae.
AUGAAACAAUGGCAAAUCAUCGGUGAUGAAUACCCAGUUGAGAAUGCACACAGCAUUAUUCGUUCCCAAACAUUGGAUUCAGACACAGCAGAAACCCUUUCCAGCAAAGUCAAAGCCAUUUUCCAAUCUAAAGAAAAACAGAAAAACUUCCGUUCUUCCUUUACUCCUUCGAUGAAGUUUUCCUUCUCAACAAAACAACUCCAAUUCCUUAAAUCGAAAGCAGCCGUCACAUUAACCUCUGUGUUUGAAUCCAUUGUUCACCACCUAAUGAACACUCAGUUCGUUGAGAAAUUAAACAAGAAAAAGAAGGGAACAGAAGUGAAAAUGCCUCAAAUAUUUGGAGAAAGGAAAUUAAGUGAUUGUGUGCUACCCCUUGGAUACCAUGGUAGACAUCAGCCAAAUGAAGAUUGCAAGUGUGAUAUGCCAUCAUGUACCACAUCCAAAGAAGAAACUUGGAAGAUGUUUCCUGGUUGUUGGCACUCCUUCCACGAGUCAUGCAUUAAGGAUGGCAGUUGCCCUCUUUGUUCCAAGACGCUCUCUGAGAAAGCAAAGGAAUUAGGUAAGAAGUGCAAAGAUGCAAUCCUGUUCCCACAUCAGAAAGCAGACCAAACCCCAGAUAAUUGAAAUGGAAAUCAAAAUGAAUAUGAUGAUGAAAACAUCCAGUUAGGAACAAAUGAUGAAAUCAUUGCUGAUGUUACUUCAUUAAAUAACAAGAUUUCCAAUUUGUGCCCUACUCUUCCAAAGAACGACCAUCGAUUCCUGCCACUACAACCACCACCACCCAAGAUAUCAAAACCACAAAACCCAGUUACACCACCAUCACGAGUUACACUACCAUCGAAAGCACCUUCAGCUUCAUAUGGGAGAGACCAACUGCUUCCAGCUACACCACCAUUGCGAGAGUCAACACACAGCAACACAGGUCAACACCACAUCAGCAAAACCUUGUCAACCACAACAACGUAUAUUCAGAAUUGAACACCUGGUAUUAUAGAAUGGCUACUUCCUCAAAGCAUUUCCCAAUCCAAUCUUUCCUACAACACAUCUGGAAGUAAUGCAUGCACAAUAAUAUCAGUCUUGGGUGCACUAAAUUUAUCAAGGAAGAGUUACUUUCCAACAUCUGUUCAAGAAAUAAAUGAAGCUGCUGCCUACUUCAAACAAAUAAUGAUAAAAGGAAACAGAUUAUAUCAGACUCUCAACAUCGAAUCAUCUACACCAAACUUGCAUGUGGUGGAUGUCUCAUUGACCAAACUACCAGCAUUAACCAUGACCAUUAAAGAGGACACUGGCUUUUUCACAGAAGAUGAUAUGGUGCAAAAGCUCGAAAGCAUUCGGCAAGAAAAUCCUGUUAUGGUCGGUGUUCUGAUUAUUGCACCUGACAAAUCAAUGGUCAUCUAUAUGGAUCAAAAGAAAAUUGGUCUCAUGGACAGCCAUUCUCAUGGGCAACAUGGUGGACUUAUUGUGACAUGCUUUUCAAGUAAUGUCAAAGACUUUGUCACAUAUGUUUCAAAAAUGGCAAAGCAAUAUUGGAAUACUAGCCUUGCUGGAGCAAACUUUACCAUCUUAGAGCCGUACAUAUAA